AUGACAGAUCAGUUCUUCGGCCUGUUUAAUCGGUUUCAUGCCUCUGCUCUUCACGUUCUUACCACCCCUUUGAUCGACAUUGAAUUGUAUAUGUCAUCGGCUCUAGGUCUAGCUGUUAAUAAAAUCUGGUGUUUUAUUCCCAAAACCUCCAUCCUCUGCCUAGAUUUUCUAGUUGUUAGAAUGAGUCCAUCGAUCGCCCUUUCAGACCGGCCGAGAGAGGACGCACAUAUUGAGCAGCCCGACGUGGACGACGUGGAACCGAACCCUGACGGCGGGUAUGGGUGGGUGGUAAUCGUCGUUUGCUUUAUCCAUACCUUUUGGCAAAAUGCCUGGACCGGAUCGUGGGGAAUCCUCCAAGUUGCUUUGCUAAAAACCACUUUACGAGGCUCCUCGUCAAGUACUGUUUCUUUCAUUGGAGCCCUUGGAAUCGCUUUGUCCUGCGCCUUAGGAAUCUUCACCAUCCGGUUCGCUCGUAUAAUUGGAGCUCGCUGGACUAGCUUGAUUGGGAUCUUGCUGUAUAGCAUUAGUAAUAUUGUCAGCGCCUGGGCUGUCUCCAACGUCGGUGCUUUAUUCAUUGCGUGCGGCUUUAUGUAUGGCCUCGGCGCGUGCUUGAUGUACACCAUGUCCAACAGUCUACCAAUUCAAUGGUUCAGCACUAAGUUGGGCACAGCAAACGGUAUCGUUAAGCUUGGCGGAGGCAUUGGGGCAACUGUCAUGGCUAUUGUCACCAGUGUGCUUACCGACAAGCUCGGCAUCGUGUGGACGUUUAGGAUUUUUGGGUUGUUAUCGCUGGUAACAGGCGUCCCGCCUGCUUUCUUUAUCCGGGAGAGGGUUUCCUCCCAGAGAAGCUUCGAAAUUGACUGGUCGCUUUUCAAAAACGUUGCGUUUUCCUUCCUUUUUGCCUCCGGCGUGGUUGGAGUGUUCUCCAUCUACGCGCCUCCAUUCUUCUUACCCGCGGUGACAGCCUCUCUCGGCUUCUCAGACUGGGUCUCUGCAGGCGUCGUAGCCUGCUUCAAUGCGUGCAUGGCGAUUGGGCGUCUCACAUCUGGGUUUGCCUGUGACAGGUUUGGCAGUAUGAACGUAUUGCUGCUGACCAUGGCCGUCAAUGCCGUCACCAUGUUCGCAAUAUGGUCCUUUGCAUCUACCUUGGCCGUCCUGAUAGUCUUUUCAGUUAUCAACGGGCUCGCCAAUGGUUCCUUUUUCGUGGCUCUGCCCACAGCUGUGGGAAGACUUGCUGGGGAACGUCGCGGCGCAGGAGCCGUGAGCAUUGCUCUUACGGGAUGGGCUCCGGGUCUGUUGGUCGGAAAUCCCAUUGCUGGUUUCUUGAUAGACGCAACGGGUGCAAGUAGUUCUCAUUCUAUUGUUCCCUAUAGGCCCGCUAUAUUCUACGUUGCGGGGACAGCGGUGCUUUCCCUCACCUUUGUCGUGGCUGCGCGUCUAUCGGUUGACGGACGUGUUGCUAGAAAGUUGUAG
Molecule: messenger RNA, 1473 nt
Organism: Talaromyces rugulosus
Lineage: Eukaryota; Fungi; Ascomycota; Eurotiomycetes; Eurotiales; Trichocomaceae
Exons: 1
Coding region: 1-1473 (490 amino acids)
Biological process (GO): transmembrane transport
Cellular component (GO): fungal-type vacuole membrane
Molecular function (GO): transmembrane transporter activity
Source: RefSeq, a predicted model, not a curated record